AUGUUUAAAAGUAUGAACUGGAAGGAAAAUAAGUUUGAGAAGCGCCGUGCUGUGGUCGAGAAGAUUAAACGUAAAUUUACCAAUCGGGUUCCUGUUAUUGUUGAGAAGUCGCCGAAGUCUCGUUUACGUGAUUUGGAUAAGAAAAAGUACCUGGUUCCUUCAGAGCUUACUGUUGGACAAUUUUACUUCUUAAUCCAUAAAAGGAUUCAUCUUCGUCCUGAACAAAUGCUAUUCUUCUUUGUUAACUCUCUUAUACCGCAAGUUAUUUUUUUUAAUUUUACAUUUCAGAUCCCCAAUUUUACAGACUAUGACUACAAUGGGGCAACUGUAUCAGGUCUUUAA
Meloidogyne enterolobii is the source of this 342-nucleotide messenger RNA. Lineage: Eukaryota; Metazoa; Nematoda; Chromadorea; Rhabditida; Meloidogynidae. The record is from the annotation of a GenBank genome assembly.